UUACCUGUCUUUGCGGAAACAUUUUAUCCCAAUCUCAGAAAGCAAAAAACGAUGAUUCUAAAAUUAAUACCAAAAGCUGUUUAACUAAUUAACCACUUGGAAAAACUCAUCUGUAAAUUCCAAUCUGUUAUCACUUUUUCCACCACCUCUCUAAGCCAUUAAAACCUCAAUGGACAACAUCUCUUUCCAAUCCCUCCAUUCCUUGUUCAUCUCCUUGUCUUCCUGAUCAAAGAAGUUGGUUUUUGUGUGGGGUGGGGAACAAACAAGGAACAACAAGCCAUGAGUCUCAACUGCUUGACUUGCCAGGUCCUGCAAAGAUCGGAUUCAAACAAAGAUAGGGAUUAUGGUAAAGAAAAGCACAGCAGGAAGUUUUGUUGUAUAAGGGUUGAUAGAAGCUGGUCAGGGAAUUUAAGCCCUGCGGCUUAUGAGCAAAUCAGAAACGAGCCAAUGCCGGUUCCAACAAGGAAGGGUCACCGCCGGCUAAAUACAAUUGAUACAACUUUCGGAGCUGUGGCGUUUGAAGCUGACGGUGAACCUAGAUUGGUGAGGAGCUGCGGGAUGAGGAGGGAUUGGAGCUUUGAGGAUUUGAGAGGAACGAGGGAUGAGAAGAUGAGAAAAGAGAUGAGAGUACGUUGAUUAUGAAGAAGAAGAAAGGAGACUACGUCAAGGCUACCAACUUCUUUUUGUUCCUAUGUACGUGCAUUUUGCUUUGAAUUGUUUCAAGUUUGUUAAAGGAGAUGGAUUUGUGUUU
Messenger RNA from Theobroma cacao (cacao), 751 nucleotides. RefSeq lists its product as uncharacterized. Lineage: Eukaryota; Viridiplantae; Streptophyta; Magnoliopsida; Malvales; Malvaceae. The record is from RefSeq and is a predicted model, not a curated record.